This is a messenger RNA of Phoenix dactylifera (date palm), 1537 nucleotides long. RefSeq lists its product as uncharacterized. The record is from RefSeq and is a predicted model, not a curated record. Lineage: Eukaryota; Viridiplantae; Streptophyta; Magnoliopsida; Arecales; Arecaceae.
UCGAGGGAGCCCUCGCCAGCCCUUCUCUCCGAAUCCGGAACACACGCCGUAAUCUCGGCUGAAAAAUUAUCGCCUUCUCUUUCCCCCUCCCACCUCCGAUUUUUGAAACCCUAAACCUAAUUAACCCUCCCCCGAUCCAUCCAUUAAUGGGAGCCUAGAAUUCGAAUUCCCCCUCUUCGAUCAGGCCGUUCUAUCGAGAUUUCCGAAGUUGAGCUCUGAAACCCUAGGCCGAGGAGGACGCCAUGAAGGCCUUCAUCAAGUUCCGGGAGGACCAGAAGCCCCUCGUGAGGGCCAAGAUUCCCAUAAGUAUCCUCGGCCUUCCCUUCCUCUCCGGCGUCUCCGCCGGCGAGUCCCGGGAGCUCCGCCUCGACCUCGCCACCGCCUUCGACUCCGGUCCCUGCUUCCGCGUCUCCUACCGCCCCAAUGACUCCUGGAACCCCUUCAGCCUCGUCGUCAAGACCGGGAACGGGGCCUUCGGCUCCCCCUUCGGCGCCCCCAUGGCGAUGGCAGCCGAGUUCAGCCUCCUCGGCCGCGGCACUGGCCCCAGCUUCUCCAUCCUUUUUAAGCCCCGCCUCGGCGACUUCAGCAUCAAGAAGGCCACCGGAUCCGUGCCGGCGCCGGCCGUCGGGAAGAGGAUUGCCGCUGAUGCUGAGUCGGACGGGGAGGCAUCGGUCAAGGGGGUCGAGACGCCCGUCAACGAGUUCCGGCCGGAGAACAGGAUCCACAUCGGUAAGAACGUGAACGGAUUCCCGACGGAUUUUACAGCCGGCGGCGGCGGUAUUCAAGGCCUCCUCUCCGGCGUGGAGGUCACUGCAAGAAGCGUCCUCCCCCUCCGGACCCGCACCGCGGUGAGGUUCCGGUGGGGGCUGAGGGUGCCGCCGGAGCUCCGUACCGCGUUCGUGGAGGACGCCGGCGGGAGGGUGCCGGCGGCCGGGAUCUCGCUGAGCAAGUUCCCGCUGCUCGUGAUGAGCAAGAUCUCGAUCGAACACGUGGCGACGGACGAGGGGAAGGCGAAGGAGAAGAAGGCUGUCGUGGCCACCGGCGGCGGCGCUGUCGCGGACGUGGCGGAGACAUGCUUGUUAAUAAAGCGGCAGCUGGAGGCGUUGCAGGCCGAGAAUGGGCUGCUGAGGAAGGCCGUGGAGGAGCUCCGGGCAGAUGUCAGCGGCUGGAAUGUGGCGCCGGUGGCCAGAGGUCAGGUCUCCAGCGGGGCUGGCGUUGGCAAGGGUGGGAAUAAGGCGGCGAUAGGGAAUAGGGACCGCCGGAGCGACGGGAAGUUGCCGGACAACUCCGGGAAAACAGCGGCGGAGGAGGUGAACGAGGAGCUGAAGAAGGCUUUGAUGGGCGCCGGAAAAAUCUGAAAGCAGUAGGAAGUUUGGACUAAGAUGGGUGCUUGCAUUGUCAUAGUUUGUUUCAUGCCAUGUGUGACUUAUAUAAUUUUGGUGUUUUUAUGAGUCAUAAUAUUAUGCCCUAGAAUCUUUUGCCAGUAACUUUCUUCUGUAUAAAAUUUAUGUUUUUGUAAUGGUAGUUGUUGCUGUUA